AUGGCGGCGGUGGCGGAGCCCUCGCUCUUCCGUGCCAGGCCGCUGGAGCCUCCGGACAGCGUCGAGGAGGCGGGCAAGGCGCACUUCCAGGAGCUGCGGAGGAGGGUGUUCGACAGGCUGCGGAUCGACCCUGCUGGCCCCGACCCCAAUGCGCUCCACGGCCACGCACUGGCUCAGCUGCACUGGCUGGCCGCCUCUGGCCCCGAGGCCCAGAAGUCUGUCUGCCUGGGGCUGACCUAUGCCCUGCUCGCGGAGGACUGGGACCGCGCGCUCGGCCCUGGCUACUGGGACUACCUCGGGCUGCUGAGGGCCACGGACGACCACUGCGUUCUGAUCAGGACGCUGUUGGCGGUGGCGCGGCGAGCGCUGCAGCUGCGAGCGGCGUGCUGGGAGCGGCUGCUGGCGCUGCUGGGGGACAUCGCCGAGGCACGGUGGCCAGAUGCCGAGCUGGUGCUGCUGGCCCUGCAGCGCGAGGUGCGGCCUGGGGAUGGGCGCGCGGGCGCGGCGCGCGCCCUGUCGGACCUGCUGAGACUGACGGCCUCUCACGUCGACUGGGUGGCCGCCAGCGACGUGGCCGCGCGGCGCAGUGCCGUCUGGGCGCUGCGCUGGGCGGGGGCCCUGCAGGAGGCUGGCAGCGGCUGCGGCGGCCCGGCCGAGGCGUGCGGCCAGGCGCUGGAGCUGUUCGCCGGCCUGUGGGCCAAGGCGUCGGAGCCGGUGCUGCGGGGGGGCCCGGCCCUGCUGUGGUCGCUGCUGCCGCACAUCCCCACCGCGGGCGGUGCGCCCGCAGAGGCGUGGCGCCGCGCAGUGGGCCGCUGCCGCGGCGCCCCUGGGCCUGGCGAGGAGGCGCCGUGGCGCGAGUGCCUGGACCACCUGCUGCCCAGCGACGAGCGGGAGCAGCUGGACUUCUUGCUCCGCGCGGAGCCGCGCCACUCCGAGGCGUCGUGGCCUGCUGGCCACCCAGGGGUGCGACGCACAUCGCGAAGAACCGCGGCGCUGCCGGAAGCGACGACGCGCGGCCGUCGGACCUCGUCUCCCUGCGGCGCCCCUCGGCCCUCGAGCCGGAUCGAUCCUCGAGGAGCCUGCCAGGGGCCCGAAGCUGGGCAGGGGCGCCCCUCGAGGUCGGCGCCGCGGCGCCCAGGCCCGAGGUGCCUCGAGUGGCCAGCUGGCCGCGGCCCCAGCGCAGCGUCGGCUGGUUCGUGGGCAGGCACCUGGGCGGUGACGCCGGCGGGGCGGACUACCACCUGGGCGAGGUGGCGCUGUGGUCGCUGCUGGCGGCGAGGGCGCUGGGCCAGCCGAGGCCAGACCUGUGGCCGCGUCUCUGGGCGGUGCCUGCCCGGCUGUCCCCCGCGGGGACCACCGGCGGCGUGUCUCGAGGACUUCGACACCUCGCCUUCGCGUUCGCCGAGUGGCUCGCCGCUGAAGGCGACGUCCCCGCCGUCCUUCCUGCGUCCUCUCGA
Prorocentrum cordatum is the source of this 1457-nucleotide messenger RNA. Lineage: Eukaryota; Dinophyceae; Prorocentrales; Prorocentraceae. The record is from the annotation of a GenBank genome assembly.